Schistosoma bovis is the source of this 4752-nucleotide messenger RNA. The record is from the annotation of a GenBank genome assembly. NCBI's taxonomy places the organism in Eukaryota, Metazoa, Platyhelminthes, Trematoda, Strigeidida, Schistosomatidae.
AGAUGCGCGCUAUUUAGUUAACCGUAUCAAGUCAGACGGCUGCAUCAUAUUUAGUUGUUGUCGAUCUCUUUGGUUAAAAAGUUUUAAUAUCAGAAAUGAGUAUCAGUCUUGCUGAAAGUGAUCCUGAAAUUAUGGCAUUAUGCAGGGAGGAAAAAGAACGUCAGAAACUUGGGUUGGAGUUAAUAGCUUCAGAGAAUUUCACAAGCAAAGCUGUCCUGCAAGCCUUAUCGUCUUCGUUUCACAACAAAUAUUCUGAAGGUCAAGUUGGUGCUAGAUAUUACGGUGGUACCGAAAUCGUAGACAAAAUGGAAGCUUUGUGCAAGAAGCGUGCUCUCGCCUUAUUUGGUCUUGAUGAGUCUGAAUGGGGUGUUAAUGUUCAACCCUAUAGUGGAUCUCCGGCUAAUUUCGCCAUAUAUACGGGGUUGGUCGGUCUUCAUGGUCGUAUUAUGGGAUUGGACUUGCCAGAUGGUGGACAUCUUACUCAUGGAUACCAAGCUGCAUCUGGUCGAAAGGUUUCUGCUACAUCGUUGUUCUUCGAGUCUGUUCCUUACAAAGUUGACCCUAAGACUGGAUGGAUAGAUUAUGAACGAUUGGAGAUUGUAGCAAGAUCUUUUCGUCCUAAAUUGAUUGUUGCAGGAACUUCAGCAUAUGCUCGUCACUUGGAUUAUCCGAGAUUUCGACAAAUUGCAGAUUCAGUUUCAGCUGUGUUACUUGCUGAUAUGUCUCAUAUUGGUGGUCUGGUUGCUGCAGGUCUUCACCCUUCUCCUUUCAAGUAUGCUGAUGUAGUGAUGACCACUACUCAUAAAACAAUUCGUGGACCACGAGCUGCGAUGAUAUUCUAUAGAAAAACGGCCAGAUCAAAAGAAAAUGGUGUUGAAAAUGGAUGUCACACUGAUCCUACUUCAACAGACUUUGAACGUCGUAUUAAUGAAGCAGUCUUUCCAGGUUUACAGGGUGGUCCUCACAAUAACACUAUUGCAGCUAUAGCUGUUUGUUUAAAAGAAGCUGCAUCAUCUGAAUACAAAGUUUAUCAAGAGCAAGUGCUCAAAAAUAUGAAACAACUUUGCAAAUCAUUAAAAGCUUAUGGUUAUGAGCUUGUGACUGGAGGUAGUGAUACACACUUAUGCUUGAUGGAUCUUCGCCCAUUAAAAAUAGAUGGUGCUCGUGCUGAGAAAGUUUUAGAAUUAGUUCGUAUCUAUGCAAACAAGAACACUUGUCCUGGUGAUGUUAGUGCUUUGAGACCUGGUGGCUUACGCUUUGGAAGUGCUGCGUUAACAUCACGAAAUUUUCGUGAAGAAGAUUUCGCUAAAGUUUCAGAAUUCAUACAUGUUGGAAUUCAAAUAGCUGUUAAAGCUAAUGAACUUGCUAACAGCAAACUAUUAAAGGAUUACGAAGUACGGUUUUUCCAGUUUAUUAUUAUUAUUAAUUCUUUCAACACAAAGAUAUUGAUACUAAAGGGCACAAAAAUAUAUAUGGACCACACAAUAAGAAAUGGAAUUGUAAAGAGAUAGAGAAAGGAAUGUAUGAUAAAUGGAAAGAUACCGUAAAUGAAUCAAAAUGAGUAAAUAGUUAAAAUUAAUGGAGAAACAGUUCAUCUAAGAAAGUCACAACUUAGAACCUGGUACGUAUGUACAUCGGUUCAGGUUCCCAUACCCUAUUAUCUAACAGAGAUGAAAUUGUCAGGCAGAAUCCCAAAAUAGUAGAGGUAGUAACAGUGUAGUAAACGAGAACACAUGUGGGAACAGUCGAAUGUAUUUGACCACAAAAUUACAGAAUCUUAGUAAAAUGCAGAUUGGGCCAAAACCGGCCUAGGUUGGAAUAGGCCUCCAUCUUUCACUAUACAUAAACUGACUUCAUCAGUCAUGCCACCACCAGCUCUUAUAUAGCUACUUAAGUACACGAACUUCUUACUGCUCAUUAUCAAGAGUGAGAUCAGAUAGAAGCCUCUGUCAGUCUUAUAAAAGUAUUUUGCACUUAGAAGGUGCAAAACAUUCUAUCCCUACAGAUGCAGAUUAAGUGGAUAUUGUGUGGGUUAAGUCUCAUCGCACGUUAAGGCAAUAUCAUCCUCACAUCCAAGAUCGAGUCUUUCUACAGGUAAUCAUAGGUGUCCACAUUACCAUCACCUACUUUAACCAGAGUUGUUUUCAGAAUUUAAUCAUUACCAAAAUUGUCGAGGAAUGUCGUGGUUGAGCGAAUCUCCCUGACUCCAUUGGGCAUGUGGGACAAUAGAGACAGGGGGUCGUUGUGUCGAAGACAUCAAUUUUCUUGAACAUACUCUUCUUCAACACACAGUUCCAGAGAACAAUCUUGUCCAACGAACCAAUCGUGACCUUGAUGUCGAAAAACAUAACGAAAGUUCUGUAAUCAGUAUGGCACUGUUCUAACAUUUGGGGAAGGACAAAGAUUUUAAUCAAUAUAUCGACCAUAAUUAAAACUGACGUGUUCCUCGUGAAUCAAUCAUUCAUGGGUUUUGAGCUAUCUAUGAAGUGUGCCGGAAGUCAACAGUUUGGACACAGUUAGAAGUAGAGUUAUCCCCCGAUAGUUGUUGCAUAGUUGACACAAAACGUUAUUGAAGAUGGGAACGACUAUCGCCUCAUUCCAAGAUGUUAGAACACCGAUUCUCAAACGUUUCCAAAUAACUUAGUUCCUUAACUAAAAGUUAUCCACUAUCCUUAAAUAGAUCUGAGGCGUCAUCGUCCCUUGGUUGAUUUAUAACUCUUCAAGAGUUGAAGUUCUUUGCGGAUUUCAUCUCGUUAGGUUAACGAAAAUUUAUCUUUUGUCAUACCGAUUGCUUCUCACUUCAAGAAAAUUUUCUAAUAUAACAACGCAUAAUUGACUGUUAAUGGGGAUCUAAUCGAUCAGUGCUUUCUCAGCUCUAGUGCUUAGUGUGACGCCAUCAUUAGAAAAACUGGACGGAGAUGUCACAUGGUCUCGAAUAAACGUACGUGAAACAAGCUUUUAGACUAGACAAAUGGAGAGUAUAUGAGUAGUGCUUCAUUAGAGUCUUGAUCAUGGGUCUCGGAUGGAUAACAAAGGUUGAUAUUAAGAUUUUUCAAAGACGUAGAGCCAGUUUGAAUAACACAUUUGGUUUAAGAAAGGCUUGUUCAGAAUUCAUAUACGAUGGUAGCGUUCAACUUUCGAACAGUCGGUAACUUGAGAUGGUUUAGAUACAAUAAAAUUCCCAGCAUAAGCGAGCUGUUGUAUGAGUUGAGAAAUAAAAGAAUAUACGAAAUGAGAAUAAAAGGGAGUAGACAAGUGAUGCCAUGUAAAAUAAAAACGAAUGUGACCAAAUAGUUGUGAAUGUAAUUUGUCAGAAUGCGGAUUGAAGUGAGAAUGAUAUUUUCCAGUUGUGAUUUAUGUGUAUGCUAAGAUACUGCCCAGGUGGUUUUCGUAGGGGCCGCUCUACGAGUCUUCGAUUUAGAGGUCCAAUCCACAAGACAUUUGAGCGACAUUAAGUGAUGCAGUCGUAUGGUAACCGGUGAUCAACAAUGGGUUCAUCCGUCAUUUGUUCCCACAGUAACCCGGAGCUCAUGUGCACCAUUGGUACUGGUUUGGAAUCAGGGUUUUCCAACUUCCCUAAGUGGACUCUGUGCGUGUACCAGUUCUCAGUUGUGCUGUGAAACUAAUGCGUUAAUUUUGUCUCUUUUUUUCUAAGUAUAUGCAAUGAGUAGAGCUCUUUUUAAAAAUGUUUCUUAAGAUACUAAACGAUUAUUCAAAACCAAGGGAUAUUUUAGCUAACAGUUGUUCACAAUAACUUCAUCGCCAGGCUGUACAGUUGUAUAUUUAUACCUCGUGUUUUCAUGUGGUCACUACCUAGCAAAUGAGAAUCGCCCUAGAAAUAGAAUUUCUGACGCUAAUGCAAAGCGGACUAUUUCAACAUGCAGCAUUGCUUAAUUCACAUAUUUAUGUAUACCUUAUUUUGAUCAUUAUAAUAUAGGUUAUGAAUUUUUAACAAGGAGUAGGUUAACAAAGCUACUGAAAACAACCGUUCGCUCAGAUAUUUAUUGUUUUUGCUUCGUGCUUAUGAAUCAAAAAACUUGGUUUGAUCAAAUAUUUCUCUAGAAUUUGGUUUAUAAAAAGUAAUAGUUUAGUUUACUUAUGACUGUGACGUCAUGAAAAUGCACUGUAAAUAUUUUUAUGUAGUUUUUUUUACAAUCACUGAGUAAGAGUGCGUAUUUUAUUAAAUGGGUCAACUACCAAACUAUAUCAUAUGAUUGAUCAUAGAAUUAUCCACACUUAAGUGAGUGCUAACCCAUGCUGUUUAAACAAUAUUUGGUUAAUGCACCAGUGUGAAAUAAACUGUCUGCAUGUGGUUUGGCAUAAAUUAUGUAUUAACAAUGGUCAAGCGAACUAUUUUGAUUCUCCAUUAUGCCUAGUUUUCAUGAAAUCUCCAUCUAAGGGUACGAAGUUCUGUGAUGCGCACGUAGAAGAGAGCGGCAUCUAGUUGAAUAAGUUACUUUUUCUUGGUUGUAACAUGUUUCAGCGUAGAUAAAUAAAAAUAAAAUCCAUUAUCUGUUCAUCAAAUUCUCAAGUUUAUAACGUUACUCAGAUAUGUGUAUUUACUAUAGCUAGUUUCAUUUCUUUCUAACUAGGUUGUUGUUGAAACAAAUGUUGAAGUACGCUCAAUGAUUGAAAAGUUGAGGCUUGAAAUUGAGGAAUUUGCUUCAAAAUACCCUCUACCUGGACUAGAUUUUUAAAAAUUAUGAAAUGUACUAGGUUUUGAUAUUUCUUAAUAACUAAAUUUUAUGAUGU